Molecule: messenger RNA, 3761 nt
Organism: Mus caroli (Ryukyu mouse)
Lineage: Eukaryota; Metazoa; Chordata; Mammalia; Rodentia; Muridae
Gene: Wdr82
Product: WD repeat domain 82
Cellular component (GO): Set1C/COMPASS complex
Molecular function (GO): protein binding; chromatin binding
Source: RefSeq, a predicted model, not a curated record
CACAGGCUCCUCGCCCUCUGAUUUUGCUUCUCCCUUCAAGAUGGCGGACACAAUGAGCCGGCGGAGCGCCGGUUGGCCCUGAAGUGACUCCGGAGAAGAACGGUCAGCGAGGUCCCGUUGUCCCGGCAAGAGAGCGUCGCCUGAGGAAGAGGACGCGGCAGCCCCACUGUCAGCCGUCCUUCGGUUCGCCUCCAGCGCGGCGCCCGCACCGCCGGGGUUGGCCCUGAGCAGCCCGCCCGCUCGCUCGCCUCUCGGCCCCGCCCCGGCCCUGCGCCGCCGCUGCCUUCAGCAGCAGCAGCAGCAGCCACCGCCGCCGCCAUGAAGCUGACCGACAGCGUGCUCCGGAGCUUCCGCGUCGCCAAGGUGUUCCGCGAGAACUCAGACAAGAUCAACUGCUUUGACUUUAGUCCCAAUGGCGAGACGGUCAUCUCUAGCAGCGAUGAUGACUCCAUCGUGCUCUAUGACUGCCAGGAGGGCAAACCAAAGAGAACCCUGUACAGUAAGAAGUACGGUGUGGACCUCAUCAGAUACACCCAUGCAGCCAACACAGUCGUUUACAGCUCUAACAAAAUAGACGAUACUAUUCGUUACUUGUCCUUGCAUGACAAUAAAUACAUCAGAUACUUUCCUGGACACAGUAAGAGGGUGGUGGCCUUGUCCAUGUCACCUGUGGAUGACACUUUCAUUUCUGGGUCUCUUGAUAAGACCAUUCGACUCUGGGAUCUCCGGUCUCCUAACUGCCAGGGCCUCAUGCAUCUACAGGGCAAACCUGUCUGUUCCUUUGAUCCAGAAGGGUUAAUUUUUGCUGCGGGCGUCAACUCAGAAAUGGUCAAGCUUUAUGACCUUCGUUCUUUUGAUAAGGGACCAUUUGCAACAUUUAAGAUGCAGUAUGAUCGGACCUGUGAGUGGACAGGACUUAAGUUCAGCAAUGAUGGCAAAUUGAUACUCAUCUCCACCAACGGCAGCUUUAUCCGUCUUAUUGACGCAUUCAAGGGUGUGGUGAUGCACACAUUUGGGGGUUAUGCUAACAGCAAAGCUGUGACACUCGAAGCUUCAUUUACUCCAGACUCACAGUUUAUUAUGAUCGGUUCGGAAGACGGCAAAAUCCACGUCUGGAACGGAGAGAGUGGUAUAAAAGUGGCUGUAUUGGAUGGCAAACACACUGGUCCCAUUACCUGUUUGCAAUUCAACCCCAAGUUUAUGACCUUUGCCAGCGCCUGUUCCAACAUGGCCUUCUGGUUGCCCACCAUUGAUGACUGAUCCUGAUGCUGCUGGGCUAUUUAUACAGUGAGGGCGGCCAACAGGAAAAGCCAGAGGUGACUGAGAUGACAGUGGGAUUGAUUGAUCACUUUCCACAGGGCCUUCCCAGGGAUGUGCUGUCCAUCCGCUCUAAUGAGUUACUUUGCUGAGCACCUUCAGAAGGACUCCUGGUGCUGCAGACUCAGUUGGCACUCAGCCUUUCCAGCUCUCACUGCGCCAAGCUCUUCAGAGUAUGACUAGACUUAUGAUUAGGUUACAGUGGGGCUCUUGAACCCCUUCAAUUUUGAAUGUACUUGCUGCUGAGGAGCCAGUGAAGUCCCCACUUUCUGCACAUCCUUCUCACCCCAGAAAUGCAUGGGAAGCCGUGGUUCUGGUUUUGAGAUGCUAGGGCAGCUCAGCACCCCUUGCCCUCACCCUGCAUGUCUUGUUACUGGGUCUCCCUGUGUAAUUAAUUGUGGCAUUAUUCCACAACCAUCAUGUUUCUUAGGUGCCAAACAUUUAUAAAAAUAAGUCUUCAUAUACCUUGGGGUCAAAGAAAGAGACAGGUACAGAAGGACCUUGUUUGUCAGGAGGCUAUGUGGUAUUCUUUUUUUGUUUGUUUUUUUUUUGUUUGUUUGUUUGUUUUGGUAUUCUUGUAUAGGUGGGUGGGGCAGAUCUUGGGCUUAGAUGUUGGCUAACAAAAGGCCCAAGAGUCUGAAAGGGAGGGAAGGGGGUAGCAGGUAAAUUCUGAGAGCUGAGAGGUUUAGCAGCUUGGUGCAGUUACCCCAUCAAGAUGAUCCCACAGUCUCUUGUGGGGGGUCCUACCGAGCUUGGCUUGUACAAAAGCAAGCAGUAGUUUAUUUUUGUACCUGAGUCACAUCACGUUCUCCUGUGGGCCAGUAUUGUGGAACGAGUCUGAGUUGUUUACACUGAUGCCUUCCUUCCCUGCCCACCACAAAUUGUGUACAUAGUCAACAGAUGAAACCCCUCAUCUUCUCCAGCUCCUACCCAAGAGCUGGCUCUAGGCCUGUGUUAUAUGUUAUAUUUAGCCUUUUUAUAUAUGACCCUUGAUCUGUUUGUAUUUGAACACUGUGUGUGUCCACUUUAAUACAUUUGUGCAGACAUGCACAUUACAUACGUGUAUAUGCCUGUCUCUCAUCUAGAUUAUCAAGGGAGAGGGAACCUUGCAGCCAAGAAUGACUCUGUGGAUAGUGUGUGCCACAACUGUUAUUCUUCUCUGCUAACCUUAGGGAUACAACGGGAAGCAGAGCUUCUAGUGUUUGCUGUUUCAUGGCAGCUAAGUGGGGGCCUUGGGUGACUCCCUUGUGCUCUUUAAGCCACACUUUGGGGCCCUCUCUACAGUAUUAGAUUCCUUUUUGCCUGAUUAUGCUCUGUCUGCACCUGUGUAUGUGUGACAGUCACUUUUGCAUGGCUUCUGUGCCUGGCUUGUGGCAUUUAGGGACAGGGUGCUGGAACCACAGUGUUUAGUUUGUCAGAACUUGUUGGCCAACCAUAAGUCACUGUCACCUGCUGUGUCUACACUGUUGCCCUUUUUCUUGCUUUUUCCUGAGAGACUUUAGCUAGGCCCAGACUAGAUGAGUUGCAGGUGACCUUCUCUUCCCAGCUCGGCAGCUUUAUAGAGUAGAACAAACGGCCAUCAAACAUUGAUGCAAGCACUAUCCCUGCAAAUCCAGAAAUCAAGACUCAACAGGUUGUGAUUUGCCCAAGAGUACCCAGCUGCUAGCGUGGUCAGACCAUCACUGCUUCUGUUCAGUCGCAGAUAGCCGUCCAGUCACCAAUGCUUUUGACUUGUUCCAACUGAAAAGUUGGACUGUCACUGAAGUCUGUUAAGUAUUGCUGAACAAUCCUGAUAUAAAAUUCUGCCUUCCCAGGAUGGACCGACAGUAGGAGCCAGGCAAUCAGAGCUCCAUGUUUGAAAGAACUGUUGAAGGCAAAUGUCUGUAAUCGUAGAUUAAUAUGGUGGCUUGCCUGAACUGAACGCAGGAAAACUGUCUUGAGUAUCCAGGGGUUGAAGCAUCACACUCUUGGAAGACAUACUGCCUCACGGUCUCUGCUGGGCCCUGCGGCCACGGAGCUGAGUUAUGCUCCGAAUCGGUAGGAAAAGGUGCAGCUGGAGUUUAUAUGGUCACAGGGUAAUAAGAAAGAGGGAGAAAGCAGAGAUGGCAGUUUGGGGAUGUGGCCCUGGGAAGUAUUCACUGCCCUCUGAUAUGACAGCUGACACUGCACUGUUCAACCACCAGCCACUGGGGUAUUUUUUAAUAAAUUAUUCCCUGUUGUAACUGACAAUUAGUGCUUAUGAAGGAAAAUUGGAAGAUCUUUAAGAACCAGUUUGCCACCCAAGUGGUACCACUGUUAAAUCUUGAUGUUAAAUGUUCCUUUAGAUAUCUCUGUGCAUAAACUUUGGUGUUUACAUAGUUGUUAUUCUACUGUACAUACAAUUUUGUCCUUUUUGUACUUAACAUAUAAACUUUUUUUUGCCAUGUUAUCAGUCGUAAACGGGA